AGACUGCGGGGUGCUCGCCUCCACCGCAGCACUCUCCCGGGUCAGUAUCAUCCCAGCUGAAGGAAAGGAGAGAGAUCAUGGCUUCAAUCUGGGUUGGACACCGAGGGACAGUAAGAGAUUAUCCAGGCUUUAGCCCAUCAGUGGAUGCUGAAGCGAUCCGUAAGGCAAUCAGAGGAAUCGGAACUGAUGAGAAAACGGUCAUCAGCGUUCUGACAGAGAGGUCCAAUGCACAGCGGCAGCUGAUUGCGAAGGAAUAUCAGGCAGCCUACGAGAAGGAACUGAAAGACGACCUGAAAGGUGACCUCUCUGGCCACUUUGAACAUCUCAUGGUGGCUCUUGUGACUCCCCCAGCAGUGUUUGAUGCAAAGCAGCUAAAGAAGUCCAUGAAGGGCACUGGAACAGAUGAAGAUACCUUGAUUGAAAUCUUAACUACCAGAACAAGCAGGCAAAUGAAGGAGGUCUCGCAAGCCUAUUACACAAUUUAUAAGAAGAGUCUCGGAGAUGCCAUCAGUUCUGAAACAUCUGGUGACUUCCGGAAAGCUCUGCUGACUUUGACAGAUGGCAGAAGAGAUGAAAGUCCGAAAGUGGAUGAACAUCUGGCCAAAAAAGAUGCUCAGAUUCUCUAUAAUGCCGGCGAGAACAAAUGGGGCACGGAUGAAGAUAAAUUCACCGAGAUCCUGUGCUUACGGAGCUUUCCACAGCUGAAACUAACAUUUGAUGAAUACAGAAAUAUUAGCCAGAAGGACAUUGAGGACAGCAUUAAAGGAGAAUUAUCGGGGCAUUUUGAAGACUUGCUGCUGGCCAUAGUUCACUGUGUGAGGAACACGCCUGCCUUUCUAGCUCAGAGACUGUACCGUGCUUUGAAGGGUGCUGGAACUGAUGAGUUUACUCUAAACCGAAUAAUGGUUUCCAGAUCAGAAAUUGACCUUUUGGACAUUCGCUAUGAGUUCAAGAAGCACUGUGGCUAUUCCCUAUAUUCCGCCAUCAAAUCCGAUACUUCUGGAGACUAUGAAAGCGCACUCCUAAAGAUCUGCGGAGGAGAUGACUGAGUCAGGCUUGUCGCCCAAGCGUACCUGCUCUCACUGAGGUCUUCCCCAACAGUUCUGCUUUCUUCUUUCCUGUGGUGUUUAAAGUACACUCAAGUGUAAGACAGCAACUUCUUUGCCUCACAGUAAUUGUAUUUGUUCCAUAGAACAACAACAAAAAAAGUAAUUAUUUAAAGCAACUCAUUCAUGAUGUACCUUAUAAAUGAAAUGUUAAAUGGCAUUAAGAGUUUGUGGCUGGCCAGAUAGCUCAGCAGACUAAGGCAGGCAUAGGGA
Messenger RNA from Octodon degus (degu), 1319 nucleotides. It is a transcript of the gene Anxa3, whose product is annotated as annexin A3. The transcript is spliced from 13 exons. The coding region runs from base 78 to 1049 and encodes 323 amino acids. Gene Ontology annotation, cellular component: cytoplasm. Gene Ontology annotation, molecular function: calcium ion binding; calcium-dependent phospholipid binding; phospholipase inhibitor activity. NCBI's taxonomy places the organism in Eukaryota, Metazoa, Chordata, Mammalia, Rodentia, Octodontidae. The record is from RefSeq and is a predicted model, not a curated record.